This is a messenger RNA of Psammomys obesus (fat sand rat), 1928 nucleotides long. RefSeq names its product iron-sulfur cluster assembly factor IBA57 (gene Iba57). Gene Ontology annotation, cellular component: mitochondrial matrix. NCBI's taxonomy places the organism in Eukaryota, Metazoa, Chordata, Mammalia, Rodentia, Muridae. The transcript is spliced from 3 exons. Gene Ontology annotation, molecular function: protein binding. The record is from RefSeq and is a predicted model, not a curated record. The coding region runs from base 17 to 1096 and encodes 359 amino acids.
CUCACUCGCGCCCAAGAUGGCAGUCGCGGCGCUGCUUCGGGGCGCGGCUGCGGGGCGCAGAAGCCCGGCUUGGCGCUGGCGGCCGAGCGGGUUCCCGAGACGCUGCGUGUCCCGUGGCUCCGGCCUUCUCGGGGGCAACCCCGCAGAUGGAGGGGCCUGGACCUGCUUCCGGCUGGACGAGCGCGCCUUAGUGCGCGUGCGCGGCCCCGACGCUGCGCCUUUCCUGUUGGGACUGUUGACCAAUGAGCUGCCGCUCUCGGGGCCUUCGCCCGGCGCGGCUCAGCCCUCUGCGCGUGCGGCGUAUGCCCACUUCCUGAAUGUGCAGGGACGCACGCUCUAUGACGUCAUCUUGUAUGGACUCCCCCAGUGCACUGAAGAGGCACCAGGCUUUCUCCUAGAGUGUGACAGCUCUGUGCUGGGCGCCUUACAGAAGCACCUCACCGUGUACAAGAUCCGUCGGAAGGUCACUGUGGAGCCACACCCGGAGCUCCGUGUGUGGGCUGUGCUCCCCUGUGACCCCCAGACCCCUGAGGCUGCACCACUAGAAGAGAGAGUGGAAGCCACCACCAUCCUCACCCGUGACCCUCGGACUGUGCGCAUGGGGUGGCGGCUCCUCACCCAGGAUGAUGAUGGCCCAGCCCUGGUGCCCAGGGCACAGCUUGGGGAUCUCCAAGAUUAUCACAUGCACCGGUACCAGCAAGGCAUUCCUGAAGGGGUCUGUGACCUGCCCCCAGGGAUGGCCCUCCCGCUGGAGUCCAACCUGGUCUUCAUGAAUGGUGUGAGCUUCACUAAGGGCUGCUACAUUGGGCAGGAGCUGACAGCCCGCACCCACCACACAGGUGUCAUUCGCAAACGCCUCUUCCCUGUGCGGCUUGAAGGCUCCCUGCCUGCCAGUGGCAUCAGCCCUGGCACCUUGGUGGUGGUAACUGCAACAGGCCAGGCAGCGGGCAAGUUCAGGGCCAGCCAGGGACACGUGGGGCUGGCUCUGCUGCGGUCAGAGACGAUCAAGGGUCCUCUCCACAUCAAGACUUCUGAGAGCCAGCAGGUGGCUGUGACUGCCUUCGUGCCGGACUGGUGGCCCACGGCUGCCAAGUAGCUGGAUGCUCUGGAGCUCCAGUGGCCUUAGCGUUGCCAGGUGCCUCUGAGCCUCUGCCCAAGGUCUUCUACUCCAUAUGCUGCACCCUGUUGGGCUUGAGCAUCUCCUCCUGUGGUGGCCUCCUGGAACACUCCGCCUGGGAAAGACCCAUGUGUUCCAGCCUCCAGACUGGAUGGUGCUUCUUGCAGAGGGUCCUACUCCUGAGGGCUGUCCUCUCCCGAGAAAGUCUAUGAAUGGGAACAGCAUAACCACCCCAAUGCCGGGAGAGGGAAAGAUCUGAGCUCUCAUUUGGACCCGAUUUUGAAUGAGAUUUGAUACAGUCCAUGGGCCAAGGAGAGGUUGAGGCCUAUGUCUAGUGCCAAGUCCCUAGCCUUGUUUCCCCUUGGAGGAAGGUCCACUGUGCGCCUGCACAGUUGCUGGGCCAGGCUUUCUGUUCUCUUGAAACUCAUCUCAGGGCAGGGGUUGUAUAGGUUGUGUGCAGAGUGGGGAGGUCAGAUCCUGUGAGCUGGGGCAUGUGUCCCAAGAGCCACAGGGGUCGCAUGCCCACUGUCCCAAGGGCUCUUCUCACUUCUCAAAGUGAGCUGCUGCCUUUUCACACUCCCCUGGAAGCCCUAGGAGGGUUGGAGCCCUGGGCUUAGGUCUGUCUGGGAGGAGCUUCUGCCUGGGUAACAUUUUUGCUGGUGUGGGAUGUCAUUAGUAGGAGGUGACUUGCUGCAUACUGAUGGAGUGCAUACCUCUCUCUGAACCACUUUUUCUAACCUUUGUAAUGUGAAUCAGGGGUCUCGUUGGGAAGCCUAAGGAAGGCCUAGUAAAGUGUGGUCUGCAAACAGCC